Molecule: messenger RNA, 1938 nt
Organism: Didymosphaeria variabile
Lineage: Eukaryota; Fungi; Ascomycota; Dothideomycetes; Pleosporales; Didymosphaeriaceae
Product: Chitin synthase, class 3
Exons: 3
Coding region: 1-1938 (645 amino acids)
Cellular component (GO): cell periphery; cell septum
Molecular function (GO): chitin synthase activity
Source: RefSeq, a predicted model, not a curated record
AUGCGCAACAUCCGCGACAUUGCCAACCUAAAGCGCUCGCAAUUUUGGGAUGUUGGUGGCCCAGCGUGGCAGAAGAUCGUUGUGUGCCUCGUCUUUGACGGCAUUGACAAUGUUGAUAAAGAUGUGUUUGAUGUCCUGGCCACUGUUGGCAUCUAUCAGGAUGGAAUCCUCAAAAAGGAUGUCAAUGGCAAGGAGACGGUCGCACACAUCUUCGAAUACACUAGCCAGAUUUCUGUCACGCCAGAGCACAAUCUCGUCCGGCCUAAUGCCAAUGAUGGAUCAUCGGCCAACCUUCCACCUGUACAAUUCAUCUUCUGCCUCAAACAGAAGAAUAGCAAGAAGAUCAACUCUCAUCGCUGGUUGUUCAACGCUUUUGGUAGGAUACUGAACCCGGAAGUUGCAAUUUUGAUUGAUGCUGGGACUAAACCAGGUCCGAGGUCAUUACUCGCACUUUGGGAAGCCUUCUAUAACGACAAACACUUGGGGGGAGCCUGUGGCGAAAUCCAUGCCAUGCUUGAAGGUGGAAAGGCGCUGCUCAACCCACUGGUCGCCGUCCAAAACUUUGAGUACAAGAUAUCUAAUGUCCUCGACAAGCCCCUCGAAAGUGCGUUCGGCUACGUCAGUGUUCUGCCUGGCGCCUUUUCUGCAUACCGCUUCAGAGCGAUCAUGGGACGUCCUCUCGAGCAGUAUUUUCAUGGGGACCACACUCUGUCCAAGCUGCUAGGACCAAAGGGCAUCGACGGGAUGAACAUCUUCAAAAAGAACAUGUUCAUGGCCGAGGAUCGAAUAUUGUGCUUCGAGCUCGUGGCGAAAGCCGGGCAAAGCUGGCACUUGUCCUACGUGAAAGCAUCGAAAGGCGAGACCGACGUUCCCGAUGGCGCAGCCGAAUUUAUUGGGCAGCGACGAAGAUGGCUUAAUGGAUCCUUUGCAGCGUCUUUGUAUUCGAUCAUGCACUUCGGGCGACUCUACCAAUCCGGCCACGGUAUCGUGCGACUUUUCUUCCUGCACGUCCAGCUCAUCUACAAUGUGACCCAAGUCAUCUUCACUUGGUUCUCCCUUGCCUCUUACUACCUCACCACUACUGUCAUCAUGAAUCUGGUUGGCACUCCACAGCCCAAAGCCGAUUACCACGGCUGGCCAUUCGGCGACAAAGUGACUCCUAUACUCAACGUUGUCAUCGGAUACAUAUAUGUUGCCUUCCUUAUCUUGCAGUUCAUCCUUGCAUUGGGCAACCGACCCAAGGGCUCCCGAAAGAGCUACCUAGCUUCGUUCGUCGUUUUCGGUGCCAUACAGGCAUACAUCCUCGUCUUGACGACCUAUCUAGUGUACCGUGCUUUUAGCACCAAGCCGAUCGAGGAUCAAAUCAGCGUCGAUUCCGGGAAAGCCUUUUUCGACUCUUUCUUCGGCGGCAAAACCGGAGUAGCAGGCUUGAUCCUGAUUGCCCUCAUAACCAUAUACGGGCUGAACUUUAUUGCGAGUUUUCUGUACCUCGAUCCAUGGCAUAUGUUCCAUUCCUUUCCGCAGUACCUGAUACUCAUGUCAACUUACAUCAACGUGUUGAUGGUCUACGCGUUCAACAACUGGCACGACGUCAGUUGGGGCACGAAGGGAUCCGAUGUCGCAGAAUCCCUACCUUCCGCUACCAUUAUCAAAGGGGAAGAGACGCUCGUUGAGGAAGUAGAGCAAGAGCCAGAAGACAUUGAUGAGAAGUUUGAGAAAGUGGUUAAGCGCGCCCUUACUCCUAGUAAACCCCAUGAUGGCGGGUCACAGAGAAAAGAUACCGAAGACUCGUACAAGAGCUUUCGCACUGGACUCGUAUAUUCCUGGUUGUUAUCCAACAUUGUAUUGAUCAUUGGCGUAACCAGCGAUGACUUUUUAUCUGUGGGCGUUGGGGUACGUGUCUCUUUGCAUGACUUCAAGAAGAGGCUGACAAACUGA